AACCUCCAAGCCAUCCCGCGCGGCAGCUUGUCAUAUCGGCAUCGAGACAGAGACGGGGCGCGACAGCCAUCAAAGCAGAGUACUUCGAUUCCCUUGAGCAGCGACUCGCGAAGACUAUAGACGACUGUGUGACAAGGUCCACUCGCCCCCGGCAGACGCUGCUGCAAAGCUCACACCAUCUUCAACCCACCUCGAAAUCAACGAAUCAAUCACAAUGGUGCACCGAGUUCUGUUCUGGUCCGGCUUCGGUGUCGCCGUGCGCUUCUGGCAGCUCGGCCUCGAGAUGCGGCCUUUCUUCAACAGGGGCUCUCUGUGGGCUUGGCCCGUAUUCGCCGGCGUUGGUGGCAGUUUCGGAUACUGGCUGCAGGGCGUGGACGAGAGGCAGACUGCCGUGCUCGCCGAGCGGAAACAGGCUAUUUUGGAGAAGCGGGCGCGCAAGGCUGCGCGCGAUGCCGAGCAAGCCACUGCUUAGAAAGACAGGCAGACGGGCGGCGGGCCGAGCAGUGGGCGACAACAAAGAGCCAAAUCGAGAAGGCACAUCAAGAUAGUGGCAUUGAUACAGUAUGCUGUCUGUGGCACAGGAGAACAAGAGGCGCCGAAAAAUAUCUGCUAUCAAAAAGAGAUUAGCGGUUUGUACAUAUGGAAGUCCACAAGCAGUUGCGUUUCUGCAGCGCCAAGCUCAGAAGAUGGCUAUUCUCUGAUACACCAAUCGAGACAGUAUCCUGAAUGUAUAUGCAUCGAGUCGAUGUGAUAUUGUAGCACUGUCAACUGUCACUGUCCUGCACCAUUCGCUGCUGGAAUUGCGAACAUUGGGUAUGAGUUCUUGUUCUAUGCUGGUACAUCUACGUCUAAGGCCCCAGUUUUG
Messenger RNA from Microdochium trichocladiopsis, 865 nucleotides. RefSeq lists its product as uncharacterized. NCBI's taxonomy places the organism in Eukaryota, Fungi, Ascomycota, Sordariomycetes, Xylariales, Microdochiaceae. The record is from RefSeq and is a predicted model, not a curated record. Bases 215 to 472 code for a protein of 85 amino acids. The transcript is spliced from 2 exons.